GCUGCCAUCCCCCCCGCCGCCAUGCUGGCCGCCACCGCCGCGCUCCUCCGCCGCUGCGCCGUCUCCGGCCUCCGCGCCGCCGCCGUCCGUCGCCCCGCAGCUGUACUGCCUGCCCGCUGCUACUCUCAUGGGUCACAAGAAUCAGAUGAAGAAUUUGAUGCUCGCUGGGUGACAUAUUUCAACAAGCCAGAUAUUGAUGCCUGGGAGCUCAGGAAAGGCAUAAACACGCUUGUGGGUUAUGACCUGGUUCCGGAACCAAAAAUCAUCGAUGCAGCUCUGAGGGCAUGCCGACGGUUAAAUGACUUUGCCAGUGCCGUCCGCAUCUUAGAAGUUGUAAAGGACAAGGCAGGACCUCACAAGGAAAUCUACCCUUACGUUAUCCAGGAGCUUAGACCAACUUUGAGUGAACUGGGAAUCUCCACUCCAGAGGAACUGGGCCUGGAUAAAGCAUAAAUCUUACCGGUGCAUUACUGGAGUGUUUCGCUGAUGCUCCCCAAUUGUACACAGUCACCUGGAGACACAGAUGUUAAAAUAUUACCUUAUUUGAAAUAAUUUCUUCCUUUAUUGAGUCACAAUGUACACCAUGUGAAGUUGGACCUAAUAAAGGAAAAACUGGUUUGACUGA
This is a messenger RNA of Chroicocephalus ridibundus (black-headed gull), 625 nucleotides long. RefSeq names its product cytochrome c oxidase subunit 5A, mitochondrial. Bases 22 to 453 code for a protein of 143 amino acids. Gene Ontology annotation, cellular component: mitochondrial inner membrane. Lineage: Eukaryota; Metazoa; Chordata; Aves; Charadriiformes; Laridae. The transcript is spliced from 5 exons. The record is from RefSeq and is a predicted model, not a curated record. Gene Ontology annotation, biological process: mitochondrial electron transport, cytochrome c to oxygen.